GUAAAACAGAAAUUCCCUUUUAAAGUUCCUUUCUUCCUCCCCUCUAUCUCGUCAGCAAUUUACGAUCACCGAAACCUCGAGAUUCUCAGACUCUCUCAGACUCUCUCUCUGUUAUUUUUUAUUUUAUUUUAUUUUUUCAGAAGCAAAUUUCACAUGCACUCAAAUAUUCCAGGGAUAUAGGUCUCACAAGAGAGCUCAAUAGAAAAUAUGGAUGAUUGUCUUGAAAAUGAUGAUUCCAUGUUGACCAGAGAACCAGACAUUAAAUAUGCAGUUGAUAACGUUGAAGUCGUUCAUGGUUACGUGGAUGAAAAAGGCUUUGAUAGAAGGGAUGAUUCCAAUGAGGAUCUCAACCAGCAUGAGCAACAGAUUUCUCACUCACUAGAUGCAGACUUCAGAGAUCAAAUUUCAGAAUCUCCAGAAAAAUCUUAUCACGUGCCCAUUGAAUCUGAUCAUGACAAUGCCAUAGAAACAAAAUCUGACCUUCAAGAGAGGACUCAGUCCACAUACAAUGAUAGUAAUCAUUACCAAGGUGAGAUGGAUGAGUUGCAUGGCAGUAAUUUUUUUAAAACCUCCUCUCAAUCUAAGUCGCAAACUUUCGAUAAUGAAAUGGGAACUGAAGAUUCUCCUAAUUCACAGGAGUCUCCUCUGACAGAAAAUAGGGACCAGGGAGCCGGAGAUUCUGACUUGGUUAGGUCACCUCGUACUGGAAGAGCAAGGAAUAUCAGCUCAGAGAAGUUACAAGAUGAUUCAAUUACGUCUUCCAUUCAUGAAAUAGAAAAGGAAGCUACUGAUAUACAAACAUGGCAGUCAUUAUCUUCUCCUAAAUCCCACUGGUUAAAUAAUGAACCUAACGAAGAUGACUCCUCGGGUGAGAACAGAAUACGAGGAGUACCCCAGUCUGACCUUCAAUUUCUUGGAAGAUCAGCCGGAGGAUCAAUUUCUCCUGUGACUAGGAGACAAAUGUCAAUUUCAACUGAAGGGUCUCCUUUGCCACUUCACUCUCUCCAUGACCGUAAGCAUAUAUCUUCUCAGCAAGGUUCUCCAGACCCAUCAUAUGAACCUCAAUCUCAUAGACAGAGAAUUUCUUCACCUCAAAGGUCUGACAUGCAUACAGGAGUUUUCCCUGGUCAUUUAUCUCCUGUGAGGCAAACCUCUGUUUCUAGACAUGACAUUCGGCAAACCUCUGUUUCUAGACAUGACAUUCGGCAAGAGCCCCUGCAAGACAGUUUUGCAGUGAAGCACAUAUCUGCAUCCCUAAAGUCCCAUCACUCGCAUCCAAAGUAUCGGAAAAGGGACAGAUCAGAGUCACGAUCACCCACUCAGCAUAGAGAUUCACCCACUCGGCGUAGAGAUUCACCCACUAGGCAGAGAGGUUCACCGUCUCGGCACAGAGGUUCUCCUACUGGUCAUAGAGAUUCACGAAUACGGCAUAGAGAUUCAACCACUCGGCAUAGAGAUUCUUAUGCCUACCAGAGAGAUUAUCGUGAUAGAUUUCGAUCAAGGUCCCCAUAUUCAAAAUCCCAUCAUAGAUCAAGGUCCCCUUAUUCAAGAGCCCAUUAUAGAUCAAGAUCCCCUUAUUCAAGAGACCAUCAUAGAUCGACAAGGCGAAGGCAAUCUCCAAGGCGCAGGUCCCCUUUUCCUGAAUAUCAUAAUUAUCAUCGCCGGUCUCCUAGAAGGACACCUUGGUCACCACCUCCUAAUAGGAAAACUGGAUUAGGGAGACCUGGUAGAAAUUUAUUUGUUGCAGGUUUCAGCUUCUUAACUACAGAGAGAGAUUUGGAAAGGAAGUUCUCUAGGUUUGGCCGAGUACAAGAUGUUCGUAUUGUUAGAGACAAGAGGUCCGGAGAUUCACGUGGAUUUGGGUUUUUGACCUUGGAAAGUGAUGAAGACGCUGAUGCGGCAAUCAGGGCUCUAGAUGAGACUGAGUGGAAUGGUCGGAUUAUUCUCGUGGAAAAAUCGAAAAGUUGACGAACCAUGCAUUCGCAACCUUACCAUAGCUACAUAUUGGAACCUUUUUCGGUUGGUUAAUUUUGUAAUUUACUGAAGUUGAUACUGUCCACCAGAAUCACAGUAAUCACCUAUAGCGCAUAUAAAGUAGACAAGUAUAAUCUAGAAAAGUUUUUCCUUU
Molecule: messenger RNA, 2128 nt
Organism: Rosa rugosa (rugosa rose)
Lineage: Eukaryota; Viridiplantae; Streptophyta; Magnoliopsida; Rosales; Rosaceae
Exons: 4
Coding region: 208-1968 (586 amino acids)
Biological process (GO): mRNA splicing, via spliceosome
Cellular component (GO): precatalytic spliceosome; U1 snRNP; U2-type prespliceosome
Molecular function (GO): mRNA binding; U1 snRNA binding
Source: RefSeq, a predicted model, not a curated record